This is a messenger RNA of Varanus komodoensis (Komodo dragon), 1390 nucleotides long. RefSeq names its product dicarbonyl and L-xylulose reductase (gene DCXR). The record is from RefSeq and is a predicted model, not a curated record. Gene Ontology annotation, molecular function: L-xylulose reductase (NADPH) activity; carbonyl reductase (NADPH) activity. Lineage: Eukaryota; Metazoa; Chordata; Lepidosauria; Squamata; Varanidae. The transcript is spliced from 8 exons. Gene Ontology annotation, biological process: glucose metabolic process; xylulose metabolic process. The coding region runs from base 30 to 761 and encodes 243 amino acids.
AGCCUCGUCGCCUGGCCCCGCCGCAGGAGAUGGAGCGCUUCUCGGGCCGCCGGGCGCUGGUGACCGGGGCGGGCAAAGGGAUUGGCCGGGCUGUGGCGGUGGCCCUGAACCGUGCUGGGGCUCAGGUGGUCGCACUGAGCCGGACCCAGGCGGAUCUCGACAACCUGCAAAAGGAGUGCCCUGGCAUCCAGAUACUAUGCGUAGACCUAGCAGAUUGGGAAGCUACAGAGGCAGCAUUGAGCCAAGUGGGAGAUACUGACCUGCUGGUGAAUAAUGCAGCUGUAGCAUUGCUGCAGCCAUUCCUAGAGGUGACCAAGGAAGCCUUUGACAGGUCUUUUAGUGUCAACGUUCGGGCAGUGCUGCAUGUUUCUAAGAUUGUUGCUCAGAAGAUGAUCGCCAGGGGCGUGCCAGGUGCCAUUGUGAAUGUCUCCAGUCAGGCAUCUCAGCGGGCUCUGACUGAUCACACCGUUUACUGUUCCACCAAGAGCGCCUUGGACAUGCUGACAAAAUCAAUGGCUCUGGAACUGGGGCCCCAUCAGAUUCGGGUAAACAGCGUCAACCCCACUGUAGUCAUGACUGACAUGGGGCGCCUGAACUGGACCGAUCCCCAAAAAGCUGGCGCGAUGAUGAGCCGCAUCCCCAUGCGGAAAUUUGCAGAGGUGGAUGAUGUGGUGAACGGCAUCCUCUUCUUGCUGAGUGACCAAAGCAACAUGACAACCGGUGCCAUGCUGCCCAUCGAUGGGGGAUUCCUUGCCUGCUGAAGCUACAGUGGUGGCUUAUACCCCCAUUUCCCAGUGCCCCGUGCAGUCUAGUCCGAAUGGUCAUCCAAAAGUGCCGCAGAGCCAUGGAAUGAAAUCCCGUGGGAGGCGAAGCUCCGCUUCUGGGAUCUGUGAGAAGAGUGAAGCAGAGGUGUCCGUCCUGCUGCUGCUGCCCCUAAGCAAACCAGGCCUGCUUACUUAUGGAGAAAUGUUUAUUGUAUAAAAUAAGAGGUGUUCAGCUCAUCACUCUACACGAUGAUUAAAAACUGGACCCGUCUCCAUCCCAACCCCUCCGAAGCUCUCUCUGCUCCAGCCCCCAGUCCAUCACUCGUGACAAAAGGAAGGGGUUGGCCAUCACCCUCCCACUGGCACCCUUCCCCCCACUUUUCUUCUUUUAAUCUUACAGAAAGAUUCCUGUCAUGUGGCUCUGUUCUGCCCGGGCUGGACAAGGUAAAGAGACCGUCCUUCUCUUCCCCACCUUUGGGAGAGUUGAUGGUCAGUCAGCCAGCUCAGGAGCAGCGCACAAGCUGAAUCCCUGCAAGGCGAAGACAGCUUCGGGUGGUACAGAGCUGCACAAUCAUGGAGUUUAGCUAGUGUCUCGCACAAUAAAGCACUAGUGGCUAGUUCUUCAA